Toxotes jaculatrix (banded archerfish) is the source of this 1602-nucleotide messenger RNA. RefSeq names its product G-protein coupled estrogen receptor 1-like. The transcript has 2 exons. The coding region runs from base 236 to 1369 and encodes 377 amino acids. Gene Ontology annotation, molecular function: nuclear estrogen receptor activity; G protein-coupled receptor activity. NCBI's taxonomy places the organism in Eukaryota, Metazoa, Chordata, Actinopteri, Toxotidae. Gene Ontology annotation, biological process: cellular response to estradiol stimulus; G protein-coupled receptor signaling pathway. The record is from RefSeq and is a predicted model, not a curated record. Gene Ontology annotation, cellular component: membrane.
GGAUCUACUCUGACGCUGGCUUUCAUAGUCACCACCAAAGGACAGGGACGAUUUGAAAGACAGCAUGCAGAGCACGGAAACUUGAACCAGUGGGCAUCAGCUCCACUUUACAUCCACGACGACCAGCGAGAGCAAACAGAUGGCACCGCAGACUUCACAGGGGCUAAAAAGCCUUGGAAAACUAAGAACUAAGAAAACCUAAUGGUUAGCUACCACUAACACCAGCUCAACACAGAUGUGUAGUAUGGACAUGACAAUGUACAUGGGCUACAGAGUCAUCACUGAGUAUAACUUCACUGUGCACCUAAAUGACACACAGGGAGUCGUCUCAGAUUUUCUGCGGACGGCUUCGGAGAAUCAUCAGCGUUACAUUAUCAGCCUCAUCCUCUCCAGCCUCUACACCAUACUGCUCUUCCCCAUCGGCUUCAUCGGGAACAUCCUCAUCUUAGUUGUCAACCUGGACCACAGGGGCCGCUUGACAGCCCCAGACCUCUACUUUGUGAAUCUGGCCGUGGCUGACCUUGUCCUCGUGGCUGACUCUCUGAUCGAGGUGUUCAACCUGAAGCAGGGCUACUACAACAAGGCCGGCCUCUGUACCUUUAUGAACCUGUUCCAGCAGGUCAACAUGUACAGCAGCGUUUUCUUCCUAACAUGGAUGAGCUUCGAUCGGUUUGUUGCACUGACUGGCUUCAUGGGCCGCAGCAUGCCGCGUGCACGCCUCAGCUGCUGCCUCAUCUGGGUGUCAGCGUCCCUGCUCACCCUGCUGCCUUUUGCUAUAGCUCAAGCUCAGCACGCUGGGGAGCUCAACUUCUGCUUUGCCAACGUGACCCAGAUUCAGUGGCUGGAGGUGAUGCUGGGUUUCUUGCUGCCUUUCUGCGUCCUGGGCCUGUGCUACUGGAGAAUAGCUCAGGUGCUCCAGCGCAGCCAGAGGGAACAGGAUGGCCCACAGCAGAGGCCUCGCAGGCAGAAAGCCCUGCGGAUGAUCUCAGCUGCUGUGUUAGUCUUCUUCCUCUGCUGGCUCCCGGAGAACGUGUUUGUAAGUGUUCACCUCCUGAGAGGUGACACAGAUGGCAGCACACUGUGGCAGGACUACCCCCUGACAGGUCACACCGUGAGGCUGGCAGCCUUCUCUAACAGCUGCCUGAACCCGCUCAUCUACAGCUUACUCGGGGAGACCUUCCAGGAUAAAAUGAAGCUUUUUCUCCAGCAGAAGGGCAGAUGGGCCAAGUUGCACAGGUCAGCCUCAGGAAAAUCCUUCUAUGCACCAGCUGCAAACACAUGCAGCCACGCAACAUGCGACAAACCAAGACAGACCACACAUUUAAGCUCUAAUAUCCUCCCACAAACUGUUAUACUCCCUUCAAAUUAAAACCACCUGCAUAUGGCAAGUCGCACAGACUAACACAGAUAUCUGUGCCAUGAGUUUAAAGUCGUCAUUAAUGGACAAUAUAAAAACAAGGACUUAGCUUUAUGCACACCAUGUAUUGCAAAACUGGGAUCAGUUGUUUUUUACAGGGUGUCCUGUCAAAUGAAAAUUCUGAUUUCUGUAGAUAAAUUUUAAAUAAAUAAGUUAUUAACGACAUUUGGAGUUUUCUGUACUAA